Messenger RNA from Maudiozyma saulgeensis, 2106 nucleotides. Lineage: Eukaryota; Fungi; Ascomycota; Saccharomycetes; Saccharomycetales; Saccharomycetaceae. The record is from the annotation of a GenBank genome assembly.
AUGAAUUUUAGUAGUUUGUUCAGAGGACUGAGCAACUUCCAGUUGCCUUACAGUAUUGAAAAUGAACCUUAUCAUAAAACAGCACAAUGGCAACUCUUCGAAGCUCGUUCAAAGAAACCAGAAACAUUAGAUAAGCAUGUCACUGUAUUUAGACCUAUAGAAGGAGCAGAUCGUCGUUUUAUAUUUAAUGAUCUAAGAUGUGCUAAGAGAAUCAGAUUCCCUGGUCUGUGUAACGUUUUAGAUGUUAUUAAUGGCGGCAAUGGUACCACCAUCGAUGAAAAUACAGUUUCGUUAGAUUCCCUUCUUAUUGUGACAGAAUAUGUUCAACCUGUAGAUUCUAAAUUGACUUUAAGUCCAGAGGCGAUAUGUAUGGGUAUUUGGGAUUUAUGUCAAGCGGUGGGAUUGCUAGAGAGUAAAUUUCUUAUUGGUAAUCUGUCACAUCGUAGUGUCUUUUAUAAUGAAUCAGGUGAGUGGGUUCUUUUUGGUUUAGAAUGUUGUAUGCUAGCUGAGGAUGCAAAUCAACAAACAGAUCAAUAUAUUUUUGAGGUUGAAAGAUUUACUGGUAAUCGUUUAAAGGGAACGUUAGAGAAAUGGGAUAUGAUGUGUCUUGGUCAAACUUUAAUGGAUUUAUUACCAAAAUCCGGUGGAAUUCCAAAAGAUUUGAAACCUUUAAUUCAAAAACAAAGUACAAGUGGUUCCCUUGAUGCAACAACUUUUUUAAAAUCUUUGCAAAAUACUAAAAUUUGGAAAGAAUCAAAGACAAUUGUAGAAAAUUAUGCACAUUUAAAAGAAUUGCAUAUAGCUAAUGAUAAAGAAAAAAUGGAAACAUUAAUUCAAUUUAAUAUAGCUAUACGUGAUCAUAUUAUCAAUAAAGUUCAAGAUAGUCGUCAAUGGUUACAAAAUUUUACACCAGGUUUUCUUAAUAAUUUAAUAAUUCCUGAAUUAUGUUCAAGUAUAACAUGGAUGUCAACUCAACAAGCCAUAUACCAAGGUAAUAUUGUAAUAUCCUUAGCAUUAUUAUUAGAAUAUAUUGUUGCCAUGAAAUGUCAUUCUUUACAAAUAAAUACAUUAUUAUGGGGGAUGUGGAAAUUAGCCGAUAGGGAAAUUAGAUGUUUAUUAUUAAUGCAUUGUCAUGGAUUAUUAAAUGAUUCAACAAAUGAUAAUAAAAAUGAUUUUCAAUUUAGUGAUAAAAUUUUCCCAUUUUUUUUACAAGGUUUAAUUGAUUCUGAGGAAUCUUUAAGAUUGUUAACCUUACGUAAUAUACCAUAUAUUGUUGAAUUGUUAACAGAACGUCAAUUAAACAAUGAAUUGCUACGUAGUAUUGCAAAGACUCAAGUUGAUCCAAGUGUCAAAGUUCGUACGGAGACAUUACUUGUUGUAUCACGUAUUGCACCACAACUAACUGCAUUAAGUAAUCGUGAUGGUGUACUUGCCACAAUUUUUACCAAAUCUUUAAAGGAUCCUGAGACAGAGACAAGAUUAGCUGCAUUAUAUGGAUUGGAACAAUGUUUAUCAUUAUUUGGUAGUGAUGUAAUUGCCAAUAAGAUAAUGAGUGUCAUUGCACCUGGGUUAUUAGAUAGUGAUUCUGGUAUUCGAAUCACGGCCAGAAAUUUAUUUGAUAAAUAUUUAAAAAAUUUAGAGAUUGCAGCUAUUGAAAAAUUUGGUAAAAUUGAUAACGAUAUUGAAUUACCAAAUUUGAAAAAAUUCAAUCGUUCAAAAGUUAUUGAAGUGAAAGAGAUGGACAAUAUGUGUAUUGAAUUUUUAAACUGUUUAAAUAUCUCAAAUAUGAAUUUGAAUUCGGACAUUUCAAGACCAACAUUAAGAGAAAUGUCGCCGAUUCAAAAGACCACUGGAGAAACAAAACUUUCAAUGCCAAUGAUAUCGCAUACUUCUUCAAAGAAACCUACUGUUGUCGAUCAUACUAAGGCCGAUACUUGGAACGAUGACGAUAAUGGUUGGGAUGAUUUUGAUGAGAUUGCAAGUGAUGACGAUAAAAUUGAACCACCGACCACCACCACCACCACCACCACCGCGAGUACACCAGCAGACAACGGCGUCGGCGACGACGAUGAUGAUGAUGACGGUUGGGAUGCAGCUGACUGGUAA